AUGGUGAGGUGUUGUAGAGGCAUAUGGUUGGGUUUUAAGAAGCUCAUCAUACGAUGUCUGGUAAAUCGAGCUGGAAUGCAGAAGAAUCAUCUACUAUGUUGUCGGAAAUGCAACGGUGAGAAAUAUACGUCUAAAAAGGAAAUUCUGCCAAGUAAUUUUACAAGUUAGGAAUGUAGUUUGCUGCCGUAUCAUGUUUACUUAGGUCCUCUUACAAAGAGGUUCUUUGCGAAAGGUUAGUUUAAUCAAUGCAAGCUUUUUUCUAUCCAAGAGCAUAUUAUAUGGCCAAAAUGAGCGUCUUUCUAGCGUAAAGUACCUGUUAGGUUUAUUUAACAACCUGCUAGAUUUGUGUAAGCGUUACUACGCCUGGAUCGAUGAAAAGCAAAAUGAAUCAUGCAUUUCACCAAUUUUGUUUGCCUCUAUAGUUGCCGAUUAACAAGAACUCAGUUUUCAUUAUACCAGAGGACCAGUUACUUGGGGAUAUUAUCUAAGAAUUCUAUUAAGCGUCUUCUUUUUUUGCAAAUUGAGCCCGGUGGAUAAUAGGAACGUAAAGUCAAUCAAGGCUUUUAUUACUGAUCUGCGCUAUACUGUUUGAAAUUCAGUGAUGAAGGUAGCCUCUUUUGAAAGCUUGCAGAGAAGCAAUUUAUUCAGUUUUGCGGCUAAGAGAGGAAGCCGUCGCAAAGUGCCCUGACUCACACAUCAUUAUUAUCAUAUUCCAGUUACAGCGUUAACUUAAGUUAAUUAAAAUCCUCUCUCCGUGAAAUUCAUCGGUAGAAACUAUUGCCGACUUAUGAUUCUGAAGCGAAUCAAACUUCAUUUCCAAAAUAAACCGACCAUACUGAAACUUUCUUAGUUUAUGCUUUUUCCGGGCUUCAGGCGACAAAUGCCUUGGAAAAACUGUUGGAUAUAUUGUCUACCACUCUGAAAAGUAACCUGAAGCUUGGCACUAUACAAGGGCACCCAGCCAACGACUGUUUUCGUAAAAUAUCUGUUCGUAGAAGCAUAUAUUGCCUGGAAUGUUUUAUAGCUUUCCACUCAUGUACAAUUUCGGAAGCUUAUCUAAUAAAUUCCUACGAUUUUCUGAGGUUUAAUUUUUCACAUUUCACUGCCCUGGUUAGGCUACUUUUCGUACAAAAAAGGAAACCUAAAAUUUUUGGAUUCAAAACCGGCUAUUUAUGGAGAGAGGAAUCAGAAAAAUUCUCGCUUUCGUAAUACGUUAAAUUGCAUCUAAAAUUUUCGGGAAAAUAAUACUGAAGCCCUAGUGUAAUUUGGAAAAGACUCAUGUUCCCCUAUGAAGACCGGAUACAUGAUCCAAAACUAUCAAUGACAUCGCAGCACACUCUACUUUUUUCAUGAGUCAUGGACGAAGACCAUUCAGUACAUUCUCACAAAACAUCACUAUAUAAUAAACAUGUUCAAAAGGGUAUCGACUAGUACGAGAGGGAAAGUAUACUGGCAUAUUUGAGAAACAUCAAGGCCAUCAAGUACGAGUCACAUUAGAAGCAUUCUAAUAGGAAUAUAUUUCGUAAAAGUGAUCAGGAAAUGCAAACUUUUAAUUCUUUUCCAAGAAAUACAACCUUUAAAAUUAUUGAAACCUGAUGUAAUCACAUACAACAGUUUGGACGUCUUCUGGAUAACACAUACUGAUGAGAUGCUGAGUAUGGAAAUGAAAUUUACUGGAUUCAUGCAUGUUGUUUUGAAAGUCAGCGUGAUGAAAAUUUUCAAAACUAAAAAGGGUUUUUCCAGUGCAAAUAUAGAAUAACAAAUGCUGUGAGUAGCUUUAACUGUUACAAAACUCGCUGAUAAGAAAAUAAGGACCACUAUUAGCUAAUUGCAUUGUUGGAAUCAAAGAACAGGUGGGUUUUGUAGCGCCCAAGCAACCUUUAGCUUAAAGGUGUCUGAAUAUCUGGAAAAAAUGACGAACGGAUUUAGCAGUGUACUGACAAUUAUAGUUAGCGCAGCAAAUGGCUUUUCCUACGGUGCUGGGGAUAUAGUCAGGGGCACCCAACAACGUAUGGUUUCCUCUUAAAAACAUUGAAAACACUUUUUAGGCUAUCCAGAGUACUUUAAGAUAUCUAGAAAUGCAUUCUCAGCGGCGCUAUAAAAAUAUUUUAUUAAUUUUAUUUGUUGUUUUCCAGCUUGUUGUGGUUCCUGUAACAGAUGCUGUUGUAUCUGCCUGUCGCGUGUUCCCUGUGCCUCACUGAUUGCCUCAUUUAUCUUGGCGAUCGGUUUUACUGGCUUUGCUCUUGGCCUCAGCGAAGGUGUCAAAAACCUUAACAUAUUUCUCAAGAUGGAUAUAGUGUAAGUGCAAACCAUUAACAUCCCUUAUCCAUCCACUGAAUCGGAGUUGGAAAACAUGCUUUAGAAUCAAACUAGCGACCUUUAUGACGGUUUUUAACGUUACAAGUAAAGGUAAAAGUCUUAAAUUUAACGUCGAUAAUUCGUAACGGUACUCAUUAGACUGACAGAUCUGAGCCAACUGUGCACGCAUUUACCCUCUCCCCCCACCUCUCAUCCAUCAGUGCUCCGUUUUACAGGUAUUUAAAGCUACUUAAAGUUAGACGGGAAAGGAAAGAAGUUGAAACAAAGAUUUGAGGUCUUACCUGGGAAUCGAACUGGAUCGGAACAGCAUGCUCCAGAAAAACCGUUUCAGAAAAUAACUGAAUAACUUCGUAAAGCCCUUGCUUAAACAGAAAUUCAACUUAACCUCGUACACCUGCACUUCUCCCUUUAGUUUCAUCAUCUGUUUGUUUUUACCGCACAUUUAUGCUUAGAAAACCUGGAUAAGUUUCAACCUGCCUCUUGGAGUUUUACCUAAGGAUGAAAUACUGAAACGAAGGCCUUAUCAUUGAUAUUUACAGUGACCUGGCCUCAUUAGGGAUCAUGUUGUUUGGCGUAUUUCUGGGGUCAGUCUCGGGACUUGCUCUCUUGCAUGGAUUUGCAGCUACAGGUCGCACUCGGUUCACAAUUUAUAGAGGAUGGAAAUGUCGUCUGCUCGGACGCUGGUGCAUCUGCUUUGUAAGUCUAUAUCUCUAUCAGAAAAUAAAUGCUAAGCAGAAUUUGGUUAAAAAGUAGCAAAUUUUGGAAAACAGUAUAUGAGGGAUAACUUCCUAGGCCUCAAAGUUCUUGCUGCGCGGUCAAAUGAAUUGACCGAGCAGGCCUGAAAGAUAGUCUUACAGAAGCGAGGCGAGGUUGGGCCGAAAAGAAUCUAGGGACAGCUCAGACGGAACCUCUAGCUAGCGAGGGCAGAAAAUUAUAGAAAAAAAGACAGGUGCGAUUUAAUAAAGUACUGUACUGAAAAAGUUCAAGACUGUCUUUAAUUAAUUCCAAAUGGAAAUCUCCUUCGCGUCAAAUAAUCUUUGUAUACACGUGACAGCAAUAAAAAAGCUGACUCAUCAUUUUUCCUUUAUUUUUUUCUGUAGCUGUUUGGAUGGCAUUAUUUUAUGCUCUUUCUGUGGUUGUUCCUCGCUCCGCUGAUGCUUAUUCCUCUUAUAUUCAUGGGAAUCUUUUUUGGAGUGUGUCAGGUGAAAGUCGUCAAACAACUCGGAAAGACCUGCAUUAGAUUUGAAGAAUAUGGUAAGUACAAAUGACGGUAAUGGGUGGAGUGAUUAAACCUGGAGUGACCAGUGGAUUAGCUUGGAACGGGGGGAGGGGGUGGGGGUAGGUCAGGAGGGGUCACACGGGUCGAAAACCAAGCUGUGUGCUGUGUUUUUCUAAAAGUGACAUUUUUCGGAUGCGCAGUGAGCUUGAGGGAGGACAAAAGCCUGCAAAACGCUGCAUAGAUAAAUGGAUCAUGCGUCAAGAAAACCGAAUACUCUAUCGAUCUCCUCAUACAAGUACCGCUAAAAAUAAUUUGAUGCGAGGAAUUGUUCAACAAAGUGAGCUUUGAAACGAAAGUUUUGGAGAAAAAUUUGGAUAUAGGACGGCCGAAAUUGCACGGUUGCAUACCAAGGAACUGUUUCACAGAGAACGAUAUAGAGACCUUCUCGCGAGCCGGCGCUAAAACCGCCGGCUUGAAACAUCGUGUCGAUGCCGGUCGUAAAUUGUUACACAAAGAUCUUCCAAAGGUUAUUUUUAACACGUUUUGAUUUGUUUGGUGCGAUUUGAUGUGUAGGUAUUGGAGAUCUUGUCAGUCCAGAAGAAGUUUGUGGCGAUGACUUGCUGUUAUUCUGCGAAGCGGUAAGGUUUAAAUCUCUGAUUGGCCUGCAAACUAGACGGCUUAGAGUAAUCAGAAAGUAUUCUUUAACACUGGUACACUAGUGCUUUAGGUACAGGGGACCACAGCCCCUCAGGCGAGUCUCACCUGUAUAUCAGCUAAGCCUUCUUGGUAAUAGACACCUGUUCAUGGCCGCGACAUCAGACGCUCCGGUUGGUGCGGCUUGUUUCGGGGUACCCUGCAAACAGAAGCCCUUCUAUUUUUUUAGAUAUCUAAGACGAUCGAAGGGCCUCUGCUCGCAGGGUAGUUUCGGGAGUGUCUACGGAGCGUAGAUAACUGGCCUGGUGUUUGGUCUCAGGUCAAUGAUUCCCAGAAAAGCGAAGAAACUUUCUCACACGACGAGUUGCAGUAUUUAAAAAAUUUCCUAGAAAUUUCUCCUAUGAGCGUUCUGUUUACAUCCAGUCUGAUUACUAUUUUUUUUAAAAUGUUUGUUUAUUUCUCAGAUAACUGGAGCCACUCCGUAUUUCGCUGCUGUUUUUGUUGGCGGGCUUUUCAUUGUCGUGGGCGUGGUAAGUGGCAAUGCGUCUAGUUAGUACUUAAAUAAAUAUUCCUAAAACUCCUCUUUCGCAUUCGUCGAUGAUAGCUGCAAAUUAAUGGACAUCCUUAACUUUUACAGUUGAAAUAAUUACCAAAAUACUUUUCACUCUAAGGGAGCACCCUGAAUACCAAAAAAAUUAAGUAAAUAAUCGGUAUGUAACCUGCAGUAUAUUAGGUAGGUAGAAGGGGUAAAUGGGAACUCUUCCCAGUUUCCUUUCGUGUCCAAUUUUAUUUCCCCUCUAAAGCUGAGGCUGUACUGCAUGAAUGGCAAGAAAUCAAAAUGUUCUAAACUUUUUCCAGUGCAAUUCCAAUUUUAAAGGUCAUCGAAUGGACACGAAUCCUCUUCCAAUUUGUUUGAGUUUUGAUUUUUUUUCUCAUAGUUCCACAUGCUGUUCGUACUAACAGCAAACUACGCCCAUGUUCAUGACCAAAGAAGAGUCGAAAAGGCCUCAGAAUGUUCCACUUGUCGGACAUGCUGCACGGUAAAGGACCCAGACCGUUACGAGGACUGCUUCCCUGAGCCCCCAGUAGAAGAGGUCCAACUUGCUUUGCAAGAGAAAUUGAAGAUAGAUGCGGGGGACCCUGAAGGAGGUGCCCACCCACAUAACCAUCCCAAGUGGAACUAUGUAUACGACUUCGAAAAGGCGCCGCUAAUGUCCGGCAAAAAGUACUAAUCGAUUCCGGUUUUUUUUAAAGAAAUUGACACCGUUCAAAUUUGUUCCCUUUCCUCAAGAACAAAGGGACACCUCGUCUCAUUCAGGAUGGUGUGUUUGAUACCCUAAAAUGGUUAGAUGAUUAACAAAGAUAAACAACUCGCAACACAAAAAUAACCUUUUAAAGCAGCUUUGCAAAAUAAUAAACUGAACAUGAGAAAAACUGGGACCGGAAAAAAUUAUAUACUUGUGUAAUGUGCUCAGCCAUAGUUUUGGAACAAUGGUUCUUAACUUGACAGUUCGCGUAACAAUCAGGACAGAACACAUGCAAAGAAAACCGCUGUUUGAGGAAUCGUUCACACGAACAAGCUAAGGCUUCACGUAUGAACAUUUCAUUUUGCCUCAUCGUAUUAAACAAAAAAUGCAGGGUGCGUUUCUACCACGUGUGUGACAUACAAUUCGGGCAAAUAUUGUCAUGUACACCAGCAAAUUGUCAAGUGAUAGUCUUAUCUUAGAUUCCCCAAAGUGACGCACCC
Molecule: messenger RNA, 5939 nt
Organism: Porites lobata
Lineage: Eukaryota; Metazoa; Cnidaria; Anthozoa; Scleractinia; Poritidae
Source: the annotation of a GenBank genome assembly